This is a messenger RNA of Harpegnathos saltator (Jerdon's jumping ant), 2845 nucleotides long. It is a transcript of the gene Spt, whose product is annotated as Spitting Image. The coding region runs from base 87 to 2669 and encodes 860 amino acids. Gene Ontology annotation, cellular component: catenin complex; cytoplasm; adherens junction. The transcript has 12 exons. Gene Ontology annotation, biological process: cell migration; cellularization; cell-cell adhesion. NCBI's taxonomy places the organism in Eukaryota, Metazoa, Arthropoda, Insecta, Hymenoptera, Formicidae. Gene Ontology annotation, molecular function: actin filament binding; beta-catenin binding. The record is from RefSeq and is a predicted model, not a curated record.
CCAAGUUCGUUUUAUUUACUUUUUCCAUUGAAACCUAUGAAUUUUGAAGUUUCACAGGAAGAAUUAGUAUUAUAAAAUAAGACAUUAUGGAGCUUAAAACUAAACAAAUGAGAAGAAUAUUGGAAUCUCUGCAGAAACAGAUAAGUGGGUUGCAAUUAUUGUUGACUAAUGUCUCUACUAAUCCAUCAGAGGUUUUAGUUGCAAAAUUAGUGUUCUCUGGGCAACUGCAAUCUUUAACUCAGAGAUUUAAGAAUUUGACAAGUGAUGAUAAUAGUGAAUGUGAAGAAAUCAAUAUAAAUGUUGCUGAUACAAUGACAACCACAAAACAUAUUUUUCUACUGAAUGAUAUCGAAGAGCUUAUCAAACAAAUUGAUGAUUGUAAACUUGAUGAACAUGCUAUUAACUAUACAACAGAAUCACUGCUCAAUAAAUUUGCAUUAGCUUUGAGAGCUCUUGAAGAUGUAGAAUGCUUAUCAUUGAAGCAAAGACUCCAGGAUUGUUUGGACUAUGUUAAAGAAAUGAGCACAGCAAAUCAGAUAGAGGAUUUUCAAAAUAUAAAGGAACUUGGCACUUCAAUAUUGGAGCUACUUGAACCAUUACAAAAAUAUAGGAGAAGUUUAGUAUCUACUACUCUGUCAGAAAAGCUAGCUCUAUACACUUCUCAACUAUGCACUUCAUUCGGUAUGCUGGUACAACUAGCUCAGGCGCAACAUUGUGUGAAUGCUCCAAUUUAUGUUUGUAAGAAAUACAUUUGCGAAAGAACAUGUACUUGUUGCAAAAUGAUCUUAGAGCUGCUUGAUGGUACAAAUCCAUCAAUGGAAGAGGAAGCUCUCGUGGGGGAGAAUCACUUUGUCUACAGAAUGGAUUUAGCCCUAGAUAUUAUACUAGAAAUACCAAGCAAAACACACCAGGAGCAACUGUCCGAGUGCGUGGAACUGUGGCUGAGACUAGAAGAUGUUUUCUCUCACGCCAUGGCGAUUACACAAGUGUGUCAGGCAUAUAAUUUUAAAGCCAUAACUGGAUCGUGCCAAUCCAUAGUGCAGGAAUAUGAAAAGCUAAAACAACAGUUACAAUCGGAUAUACCGGACGCGGCGUUGAAUACGUUGUUUAUGAAUACCUUAACUGAUGCUCUUUAUCGUUUGGAACGUAAAGUCAAUGUAGCAGUAUUGACUCUCGUGAUGGAGGUUUUCAGCAAUCCUUACGCCGUCUUAAGAAAGCUCGUUAUGACUUGCGGAAGUUCGUUGAACGCGAAAGGAAGGUCCAAGAAUGAUCUGAACAAUCUCAUAGAAGAUUUCGACCAACUCUUUGAUCAGACUGUGCAAAUCGGAAUGUUUGCUAUCGCCUGUUGCAAAGACAUGAGUCGUAACAAUAAGAUUCGCAAUUGCCUCGCGGGAUUCGAAUCCUUGGAAACUGAAUUAAUAUCCGCCAUCAUUUCUUUCUAUUUACACCCGGACAACAAAGAAAUGCGCUCCAGCGUCAAGCUGCUGACCACGCAGUGGCAGCUGGAGAUGAACAAGUUUCAGAGCGUCGUGAAUCUUAUUAUAAACUCAGCUGCCUUCUGCCAGGUAGUUUUGGACAGUCUUCAAGAAUAUGUGACGACGAUGUCGGAUUGUCUGGAUAACAGACAACCAGUGACUCAACUCCAGGUGCACGCUAUCAUUCGGCGCGCCUCAGCUUUGUUCACCCAAGUGACUGCGGUCAUGAAUGACAUUGGCAUCGAGAAUAUCGAUCGCCAGACGAUACUAAUGACAAAAGAAUUAAAUGCGGCUAUAUUCGAAGUCAACACAGCAGCUGAGACUCUUUUGGUGAAAAACGCGACAGAACCGCAACAGUUGCGCGUGAUAAAACGCUGUGAAUUAAUCUUGAAAGUCAUUCAAAGGCUGCAGCCCGCGUUAUCCAUGAUCAUGAACAACACGACGCAUGAGAAAUCGAGGAGAAGCCAGGGAAACCUCAGCCAUGGCACAACAACAACAACAAGUACUUUCAAUAACACCAAUUUUCCACCCACGGUUUACGGUUUACCACGCGACGAGAAUAGCUUAAUUUACAUCAGGACACCCUACACAGUGAAAGCAUAUAAACUGCCAUUGUCUAUUCAACCGGCCAAUAGUACCGUGCCUGAUCGGAAGCCAUCGGAUUUGUCGUGCCUGAUACCUUACAUAGAAAGCGGACGCGCGCUGCGCAACGAGCACACCAUUAUGUACAAUACACCGCGAAGAAAGAACGCAGCGGAAUCAAUCGUUAGAAGCAAAGUAUCUUUCAGAAAUUUGUCUAGUAUCAGACAACACCUCUUCGGCAGAGAUAGCCUUGCGGUCCACAGCGCGUAUAUUGACAUCACUGAAGAGAGUAUAGAUUUGACAGCUGCCUUAGAGAAGAUCAGCACGUUGUCUGUGUCGGCUGAUGCAAUGAUGUCGCCUUGUCAAUUCUCUUCCAAGUUGCAAAAUAUAUCUCCUGGUACCACAAAGAAGGAAUUGGCUUCCAACGUGGUGGAAAAAUCAUGCAGAAGCGUGAAAUCAGUAGAAAGUUUAAAUAAAUCAACAACGACAAGGCAGUCUAACGAGCGUGCUAUAUCUGGCAGUAGCGACGUGUCUUUGGUCAUAGAAACUUGUAAGAAGCUCAAUAGUAUUCGACUUUCCAAUAGCAAAACACAAAAAUCAACGUCAAAGUAACGUAAGAUAUAAUGAAAGUAUAAGAAGAGAUUAUAUUUAUACACAAAGUCCUUGUCAACGCAUUGAAUUAAUAUUUUUAUUAUCAAAAAAUAUAUAUUUAAGAUGGCAGUUAUGUUAAAAUUUAUAAACAUAUAUGUGAGUUAUAAUGUCAAUUACAUAUACAGGUCUGUAACUAU